GCUCAAUGAACACGCCGCUUAAAGUGCACUUCUGCUUUAUCUGUAAAGCGAGGUGUGGUUAAUUGGAACGGAUGAGUGUUCAGUUUGUAUUGUAGAGAAGAUAUUUUUCUUUCGAAUAAAAGCAAAAACAGAAACGAAAAGGGCACAAUGCUUGGUCGUCUACCUGCAUGUGUAAUCGAUGUGGGUACAGGAUAUACAAAGCUAGGGUUUGCAGGCAAUAAGGAACCUCAGCUUAUAAUUCCUUCUGCAAUUGCUAUUAAAGAAACUGCAAAGGUUGGAGAUAAUAAUGCCAGAAGGGUUACUAAAGGAGUCGAAGAUUUGGAUGCUUAUAUUGGAGAUGAAGCUUUUGAAGCUACUGGUUAUUCUGUGAAAUAUCCAGUUAGACAUGGAUUAGUGGAAGACUGGGAUUUAAUGGAAAAAUUCCUACAGCAAUGUAUUUUCAAAUAUCUUAGGGCAGAACCUGAAGAUCAUUACUUUUUACUCACAGAACCACCAUUAAAUACUCCAGAAAAUCGGGAAUAUACAGCAGAGAUAAUGUUUGAAUCAUUUAAUGUGCCAGGUCUUUAUAUUGCUGUUCAAGCAGUAUUAGCAUUAGCUGCCUCUUGGACAGCUAAAACAAUAGAGGAUAGGACAUUAACAGGUGUUGUUGUCGAUAGUGGAGAUGGCGUAACUCACGUAAUACCAGUGGCAGAAGGUUUUGUUAUAGGAAGUUGUAUAAAGCAUAUUCCUAUUGCCGGUCGUGAUAUUACAUAUUUCAUUCAAAGUUUGUUACGAGAACGUGAAAUCGGAAUUCCACCUGAACAAUCAUUAGAAACAGCUAAAGCAAUAAAAGAAAAAUAUUGCUAUAUAUGCCCCGAUAUUUCAAAAGAAUUUGCUAAAUACGAUAGUGACCCUACUAAAAUAAAAAAAUAUGAAGGUGUCAAUAGUAUUACAAAGCAACCAUUUGUAGUAGAUGUUGGAUAUGAAAGGUUUCUUGGACCAGAGAUAUUCUUUCAUCCUGAGUUCUCUAAUCCAGAUUUCACGACACCACUAAGCGAAAUCGUAGAUGAUGUAAUUCAAAAUUGUCCAAUAGACGUUAGAAGACCAUUAUAUAGUAAUAUUGUAUUAUCGGGUGGUUCUACGAUGUUCAAGGACUUUGGCAGACGAUUACAACGUGAUAUAAAACGAAUUGUCGAUGCACGUCUCAAACUUAGCGAAACAUUAAGUGGAAGUCUAAUUACGCCAAAACCUAUAGAUGUUCAUGUUAUAUCGCAUCACAAACAACGUUGGGCAGUAUGGUACGGAGGUGCGUUAUUAGCUAGCGAUCCAGAAUUUUAUACAGUUUGUCAUACCAAAAAAGCUUAUCAAGAAUAUGGACCUGGAAUUUGUCGUUAUAAUCCCGUAUUCCAUAGUAUGGUAUAAAAUAAAUAAGAAUGCAAGUGGAAUUAAAAGGAAUUACAUUAUUAUGGACCAAUGGUCCCUCUGAACGCUAAAUGAUGUAUCAACAAUUUAAUGAAUUUCUAAUUUUUUAUCUUAAAUGAUGAUGUACUUGAUUAGAUGGAAUGGGUGUUUUUAUUACAUAAUUGCUAACUGAAAUAAUUACAGAGGAACGCCCAGUAUUGCACUAGUAAACGCACACAAAAGUUUUUAUGCUCAUUAAUUAUUACAAUAAUAUAUGACGAUAUUUAUAUGUAAUAAAGAUACAGGGAAAAUCUCUCAAAAAGAUGAAGGUAACACUGCAUUAGAAACAAUGACUAGGAAUAGUUAAUAAAAAUGAUAAUACAAAAUAAUUGUAUAGAUCUGUACAUAACAUAAGACAACUUGAAAAUAAUAAUUCUUUUUUAAUGAAUUACA
Messenger RNA from Bombus huntii, 1833 nucleotides. RefSeq names its product actin-related protein 3 (gene Arp3). Gene Ontology annotation, molecular function: actin filament binding. NCBI's taxonomy places the organism in Eukaryota, Metazoa, Arthropoda, Insecta, Hymenoptera, Apidae. The record is from RefSeq and is a predicted model, not a curated record. Gene Ontology annotation, cellular component: Arp2/3 protein complex; actin cortical patch. The transcript has 6 exons. Gene Ontology annotation, biological process: Arp2/3 complex-mediated actin nucleation. The coding region runs from base 148 to 1401 and encodes 417 amino acids.